Molecule: messenger RNA, 1218 nt
Organism: Rhinichthys klamathensis goyatoka
Lineage: Eukaryota; Metazoa; Chordata; Actinopteri; Cypriniformes; Leuciscidae
Product: leucine-rich repeat flightless-interacting protein 2
Exons: 6
Coding region: 82-924 (280 amino acids)
Source: RefSeq, a predicted model, not a curated record
CCACCCGACAACACAACACUGUCUCUCGGCAGAGAAACUCCUCAGAAACACAGAUUUCUCGGACCUGUUCUCCGUGGGAACAUGCAUUCGGGCCAGCUGGAGAAAGCGGGAUCUCUGAGGAAACGGACUCUCUCUCGAGGGAUGAGCGAAGAAGAGUCUCUUCGGCACAUCAUCAGAGAGGCAGAAGAGUCGAGCAGACACCUGUCCCGCAGCGACAGCCGGUACGGGACCCUGAAGAGAGGAGCGAGGGAGGAGAGCCAGAGUGAAGAUGAUCUGCUUUCUGAGAACGUAGAAAUGGAGCUGGACUCUGAGGAGUGUGUGUGUGUGCAGGAGGAGUGUGUGAGGACUCUCUCGCUCCAGCAGGAGGCGCUGCUCUUCCAGGUUGAUGUUCUUCAGGACGCGCUCGAGGGGACGGAGGAGAUGCUCGCCGAAACACAGAGAGAGACUCAUCAGCUCACACUGGAGCUGGAGAGAGAGAGAGCGAUGAGGAGGAAGAUGGAGGACAAGCUCGCCUCAGUAACACAGGAGAUGGAGAGGUUACGAGAGGAGAGGACAGUGGAGCAGACGUGCAGACCCGCUCCUGAAGGAUCAUCAGUGGAUCGAGACGAAACUCCACUCCCGGCCAGUGGAGGCGCUCCUGUGCAUCUCAACACACCAGUGCUGCACCUGAAGAACAUCAUCAGACAAUCCCUGGGUCUCUCGGUGUGUGAGGAUCAUCAGACUCCUGAAGUGUGUGAGGAUCUUCAGACUCCUGAAGCUCAGGAUGAGAACGAGGAGAGCAGUGGAUACGAAGACGCCCCGUCUGAGUUCUCUCCCACUGCCGACACUCCCGACGUUCCCGACAUUCCCGAUCCCGAUGAGGAACCCGACGGGAAUAUCCCUGCCAGGAUCCGCACUAAUGAUGACUCCUGUACUCUCUCUUAAAGUCCUUUAUAUAACCAUACAAAAAAAAAGGUUCUGAUAAAUUUGUGUACUAUAGAAUUGUGACACUUGAUCCAAGUUACAUUCACUGAAACAGCCUUUGCACAAGCUAACAACUUUACAAUGAAGACUACUUUGUUUUACUCAUCACCAGUCAACAAAAUUAUUUAGGAAAAGAAGGAAUCUGCACUUUGGAUCCCACUUUAUAUUGGGUGUCUUUAACUAGUGUGUUUACUUUUAAAUAAUUUCAGGUGUAAUUACACUGUUGACGUUCCCAUAAACCUUCCCAAACCUGUC